Aspergillus pseudonomiae is the source of this 729-nucleotide messenger RNA. Its product is annotated as peroxidase family protein. The record is from RefSeq and is a predicted model, not a curated record. Bases 1 to 729 code for a protein of 242 amino acids. Lineage: Eukaryota; Fungi; Ascomycota; Eurotiomycetes; Eurotiales; Aspergillaceae. Gene Ontology annotation, molecular function: peroxidase activity. The transcript is spliced from 4 exons.
AUGAGGUUGACUCUACUAGCGGUAUCUGCUGCGCUUGCGAGCGCACUAUCACAAGAAAUACCUUGGUCACCCCCUGGACCUGAUGAUGUGCGCAGUCCGUGCCCCGUGCUGAAUGCACUUGCCAAUCAUAACAUCCUCCAACACGAUGGGAAAGAUAUCACGCAGCAAGAUACAUUUCGCGCCAUGGACGCGUUGCAUGUAGAUAAAGGGCUUUCCGACAUACUCUUCGCAGCAGCGUUGAAGACUAACCUAACACCCAAUGCCACCACAUUUUCUCUUGACGAUUUGGAUCAUCACAACAUCAUCGAGCAUGAUGGCAGUCUGAGCCGUGGAGACUUCUACUUCGGAGACAACCAUUCCUUCAACCAGACCCUCUUCGACCAAGCGAAGUCAUACUGGACCGAACCCUUAAUCGAUCUCCACGCAGGAGCGAGAGCCCGUCUCGCACGGAUCAACACGUCCAAGGCUACCAACCCUACAUUUGACCUCUCCGGGUCACGCCUUCGCUUUAGCUAUGCACAGACAGCCACGUACCUCCUUGUAUUCGGCGACAAGGUCUCGGCGACUGUCAACACAUCUUGGAUCGAGUAUCUUUUCGAAAAAGAACGGCUUCCCGUCGAGCUCGGGUGGGAAAAGAGGAAAAACCUCAUAACGACAGCCGAUCUUGAUAAUAUGAUCGAAAGGUUUAUGGAAGCUACUCGGGAAGUUGAGAACUCACAGGAGGCAUGA